Molecule: messenger RNA, 612 nt
Organism: Gadus chalcogrammus (walleye pollock)
Lineage: Eukaryota; Metazoa; Chordata; Actinopteri; Gadiformes; Gadidae
Product: salivary glue protein Sgs-3-like
Exons: 1
Source: RefSeq, a predicted model, not a curated record
GAAACAACAAUAACAGAACAAACAACUACAGAACAACCAAGUUCAGAACAACCAACUACAGAACAAACAAUAACAGAACAAACAAGUACAGAACAACCAACUACAGAACUACCAAGUACAGAACAAACAAUAACAGAACAACAGCGUACAGAACAACCAACUACAGAACUACCAAGUGAAGACCAACUAAGUACAGAACAACCAACUACAGAACUACCAAGUGAAGACCAACUAAGUACAGAACAACCAACUACAGAACAAACAAUAACAGAACAAACAACUACAGAACAGCCAAUUACAGAACAACCAACUACAGAACAGCCAAGUACAGAACAACCAGUGACAGAACUACCAAUUACAGACCAACCAAGUACAGAACAACCAAGUACAGAACUACCAAGUACAGACGAACCAAGUACAAUCCAACCAAGUACAGAAGAACCAACUACAGAUCACACAAUAACAGACCAACCAAGUACAGAACAACCAACUACAGAACUACCAAAUACAGACCAACCAAGUACAGAACAACCAACUACAGAACUACCAAGUAUAGACCAACCACAUACAGAGCAACCAAGUACAGACCAACCAAGUACAGAACAACCAACU